Pseudomyrmex gracilis is the source of this 1246-nucleotide messenger RNA. RefSeq names its product ATP synthase mitochondrial F1 complex assembly factor 2. The transcript has 6 exons. Gene Ontology annotation, biological process: mitochondrial proton-transporting ATP synthase complex assembly. The record is from RefSeq and is a predicted model, not a curated record. Gene Ontology annotation, cellular component: mitochondrion. Lineage: Eukaryota; Metazoa; Arthropoda; Insecta; Hymenoptera; Formicidae. The coding region runs from base 98 to 943 and encodes 281 amino acids.
UUUUUGCUAUGAAGAAGAACACCGCCAUGUUAACUUUCGAUACACACACACACUCUUCAGUGUUCUUGUCUUUUGAUCCACUUGCAAUACAAUAAUAAUGAACAAUACGCUACAACUUUUUAACAAACUAAUCAAUACGUUACAUUACUUUAAAUGCAACAAAUUUGUGCCUUCUUCCUUAGUAGUAAGAAAUAUGGCCACUAUAAAACGAUUUUAUAGAAGAACAAAUAUACUUUCAAAUGGUGGCAAGUUUGAGAUUACAUUGGAUCAGAGGAAGCUGAAGACACCUCAAGGUAGAAUAUUUGAAGUAAAUAGCGAACCAUUAGCUUUGGCUGUGGCUGCUGAAUGGGAUGCACAGAAGGAGACCAUUGACAGAGGAAGUAUGCACUUGACAUCUCUGUGCAACACUGUGUUGGAUAAUCCACAUAAUUACACCAAGACAGAUCUAGUCAAUCACAUAGUAAACUGCUUAGAAACGGAUACAGUUUUAUUUUAUUCCAGUGAGGUGGAUGAAUUAUAUCAAUUACAAGUAAAAAAGUGGGAUCCUAUAAUUCGUUGGUUUUGUGAACAUUAUGAUGUGGAUAUUGCAGGAACUCAAACUAUAGAAGCUCCUACUGUGUCCACAGAAACCAAAGCUGCGUUAACAAGACACUUAUUGUCGCAUAAUUUUAAUAGUAUUUAUGGUCUUGUAUAUGCAGUGGACGGUUUAAAAUCAGUCAUUCUGACUCUUGCCACGGCUGCAAGAGUGAUUAAUAUUCCGGAAGCUGUUAGUCUUUCGCGACUAGAAGAGGAAUUUCAGAUCUCUCACUGGGGCAACGUCGAAUGGCAUCACGAGUACAGCAAACAUGAUUUACAAACGCGUUUAUCGGCGGCAAUGUUAUUUGUAUACUUGAACUCUCAUUCCGCCACCUCGCGACCCAAAACUAACACACCCCUGAUUUAAGUUAAAUCUCGGAGAGAUUGCUACGGUCAAUAGAAAAUUCAUAGAUAAUAAAAUUUGUAAGAACAACGUGCUCUCACUGUUUAUAACACCAUCUGUAACAUCGAUGUCGAUCAGUUAUUUUAUUUGCGCUAAGUAAUAAGAGCUGAGACACAAUAGUUGUCUCUUUUCUUAUGCGGAUAAAAUUAGUCCUAGCGAAUCAUGCUGGAAUAGAACAAUCUGGUCCAACCCACUCUUUUGUACAAAUACAACUGUGAAAAAAACAUAUGUUAAAUAAAUAAUUACGCGUAGAGUAAUUACAUCGUG